Messenger RNA from Aegilops tauschii subsp. strangulata, 2242 nucleotides. RefSeq lists its product as uncharacterized. Lineage: Eukaryota; Viridiplantae; Streptophyta; Magnoliopsida; Poales; Poaceae. The record is from RefSeq and is a predicted model, not a curated record.
CCCCCCCCCCCGAAUCAGGCCCCUAGGGGCAGAAUAAGAGGGAGAAGGGGGCAAGUCAGCCUUCCCCGUUCGAUCGGAAGCAAUAUCUCUCCCCCGGAGGGUCGCCGGCGGAGCAACCGCUGAUGCGGCGGCCAUGGCGUCGGCGGUGCUCUCGUACAUUCAAAGCCUGUGGCCGCUCUCGGCUCUCCUGAAGGAGGACGACCUCGGGGCGUCCGCGCGGCUGGUGCGGACCCUCUCCGUGCCCGAGGAGACGAAGCAGUUCGUGUUCGCGAUCCGGGAGCCCGAGACGCAGGGCUUGCUCUAUAUCCUCGCGGCGCAGAACCUCUCCGAGCAGUCCGCUUUGGACGCCGCCCAUCUGAUCAGGGCGGUGCGGCCCCGGGCCGUGAUCACCCAGGUCGCGCACACAGAGGUCGAGGACGUUUUGAUCGAGGAGCAGUGCCUGGCUGAAGGCGGAGCGGGCGGCGUGCCGGCGUCACCAUUACAGGUGAUUAAGGGUUGCAUCACCGAGAAGAAGAGCAAAGAUCACUAUGUGAAAUCCGCCGCUUGCCAGGUCCUGCGGGAGAUUUUUGGGGUCGGGUUCUACGGCCAUCUAUUGGCUGCCAAGAGAGCCGCGGAGGAGACAGAGUCACAUUUUCUCUUGCUCGGUUCUCCGUAUGAGAAGAAUUGCAAUGCGAGUGGAUCGAGCAACGGAAAUAGUACGGAUGAUAACUCAGCUCAGCAAUCGCAGACUAGCUGCUCUCUCCCUCAUAGUGCCAUGGAUGAUAAAUCUGGUCUCCAGUUACAGAGUAACUGCUUGCUCCCUAAGAGUGCCACUUCAGCAGCAAGCUCCCAUGUCAGGAAGAUAUGCCUUGUGGAUGAUUAUGGAGGACAGCUCAUGAAGUCGCUAGCUCCAACUGCUAACUUGUUGUUGUCCCAAGCUAUCUCUUCCUAUGCUGUUGCGGAGUGCAGACUGUCAGAAUGUAAGCCGGCCGACAGAUACGAGCCUCCACUUUUUGCGCAGACCGUCUACCCUUUGCUCUCUGACCUUUAUGAGAUAUUUGUUGAAAUUCCGUCUAUUGGGAAGGCUAUGGCUUCUGCACAGAUGUUGCUCACUCAAGUUCACAAGGGGAAGCCAGUUUGCAGUGAAAUGUUAUCUGAUGUCUAUGUAUUUGGAAUUGCAAUAGAGGCUCUCAGAAUAUGUUUAAACAAUGCAGGAAGACGCCGCAUUAAUACCAGGGAUAAUCAUAGUUUGGAGAAAUUGGAGUUUGCAGAGCUCCCUUCUGAGGAGAAGUGCCACAUUCUUCUUGUUCAAGCUCUCAGAAGUCAACUAAGGGAGUUCGGUUCUGUGGUGGCUGUAGUUGAUGCCAGCUGCUUAGCUGGAAUAAGGAGACACUGGAACACUCCUGUUCCUUUGGAGAUCACACAAUUAGCUGGCAGUUGCUUCAAUCAUUAUGGCAACAAAAGUGAGAGUGAAAAUGAGAGUGAUAACAAUGAGGUGCCAUUGGACAGUACUGAUAAAAAGAGCUGGAUAGCUGAGAAACCUGUGGUCGCAGUUGGUGCGGGAGGAACAGCAAUUCUUGGUUUUUCAUCUUUGUCGAAAACUAUCCAGGCAUCAGCCAUUCUUAAGUUGGCUCCAUAUAAAACUCCAGUGAUUUUAAAGUAUGGCUUAAUGCAGCUGCAAAGGCAUGCCGGCGUUGUAUUAAGCAAGCUCCUCUCUCAUGGGGUUGUUAGUGCUGGUUCGAAGUCAUCUGUUUUACAGUUCACAGCUUCAGCAGAGAAGAUUCGGGCCGUGACACACACCGUAAUAUCAUCUGUAGAGAGAACUAGCUUGUUGGCGAUGCGGACAUCGUUCUACGAAAUAAUGCAAAAGAGGCAGAAGCACAACCGACCUUUCCGAAUAGCUCCUUGGGCAACAUUUGGUUUUAGCUUGGUUGCAUGUGCUGGCCUCCUGAAGCAUGGAGAUGGGAUUGAGUGUGCUGCUGAGGCCGCACCUUCUGUUCCCAUGAUUGCCUCCCUGGGCCGUGGUCUUGAGAGCUUGCGUGUCACUUCAGAGGAAACGAGGCAAACAAGGAGCCAAAAUGUGAAGGAAGCUUUGCUAACAUUGUUGCGCAGCUUAAAGAAAUCAGAAAAGUAAAGCCACGAUAAUGUACAACUGAAACUGUAUAGAUUUCAUCAUGCAAUUUUGUCAUUAGAGCGAAGCUUUCAUACCAUCUGUACAGUACAUUAUUCUUGUCCUUACUGAUAUAAUGAAAUUCUCAUGGUA